AUGCGACGUGCUGCUGUGCUUCGGAAUGAAAUAGCCGAAAUAAGCAAUGACGAAGCGUUGAAAAAUGAUCUAAAAGUCGUAAGUAUUUGUAUAAAUUUGCGUAAAACGUCCAACCAACCAACGUUCUCGAAGAUACUUUCACAUUCUUUGGGUAUUGACAUUGCGUUGAAAGUAAAGCAACGAAACGAUUGUGGGGAUCUCCACCUGACUGUAGCUUUGGGCAUAACCGAUGUGGAAAUAUCCACUAAGUUUCCGGAAGGUUUGCUCCUCUAUUCGUGCGUUAUUGCGGACAUUUUGAGGAAGUAUACGAAAUGCGAGAUUAUAAUUAUGGGCGACGUUACAUAUGGUGCAUGUUGUGUUGGUGAUCAAGCAGCACGAGCACUUGAUAAGAAGCAUGCUUUGGUGAGCACAAUCCAGUUUGUACCUUCCUUGCAGAGUAUAAAAAAAGAGCUGAAUGCGGAUGGUUAUAAUAUACUGGUGCCACAAGUCAAGCCUCUCAGUCCCGGUGAAAUUCUUGGCUGCACAUCUCCACGCUUGCCUAAUGAUGUCGAUGCAAUAAUAUAUCUCGGAGAUGGGAGGUUUCAUCUGGAAUCAGUAAUGAUACAGAAUCCAUCGAUUUGUGCCUACCAGUAUGAUCCGUAUUCAAAGAGAUUCACUCAUGAAAAGUAUGAUUUCAAUUUGAUGGCUAACAGAAGAAAUGAGGCAGUGCAAGCAGCAAAAAAAUGCCAUAUGUUUGGACUAAUCCAAGGUUCGCUCGGCAGGCAGGGAAAUCCGAAAAUUGUUCAGGAGUUAGAAAGGAGGCUGCAGUUGGCUGGAAAAAUGUUUGUGCGUAUUCUUCUGUCAGAAAUAACACCCGAAAAAUUGUCAUAUUUUAAAGAUAUCGAUUGGUAA
This is a messenger RNA of Gongylonema pulchrum, 891 nucleotides long. Lineage: Eukaryota; Metazoa; Nematoda; Chromadorea; Rhabditida; Gongylonematidae. The record is from the annotation of a GenBank genome assembly.